Rattus norvegicus (Norway rat) is the source of this 2413-nucleotide messenger RNA. RefSeq names its product glucose-6-phosphatase catalytic subunit 2 (gene G6pc2). Lineage: Eukaryota; Metazoa; Chordata; Mammalia; Rodentia; Muridae. The record is from RefSeq and is a predicted model, not a curated record.
AUGACGGCUGUAGCCCAUGAAGACCGUUUCAGUAAAGGAGGCUGUGAGAAGCAAAGUCAAGAGUGGAGUCUCGUCAUCCAGCAUCUGGAGAAAGAUUACCGGGCUUACUAUGGUUUUCUAAAUUUUAUAUCCAAUGUUGGAGACCCCCGAAAUAUCUUUUCUAUUUACUUCCCACUUUGGUUUCAGUUGAAUCAGACUGUUGGAACCAAGAUGAUAUGGGUAGCGGUUGUAGGGGACUGGUUCAAUCUUGUAUUUAAAUGGAUAUUGUCUGGCCAUUGUCCUUACUGGUGGAUCCAAGAAACUGAGAUUUACCCAAAUCAUUCAAGUCCAUGUCUUGAGCAGAUUCCUACUCCAUGUGAAACAGGUCCAGGAAGUCCAUGUGGCCUCGCAAUGGGCUCAUCAUGUGUCUGGUAUGUCAUGGUAACAGCCGCCUUAAACUACACUGUCAGCUGGAUGGACGAGUCCUCUAACACUCUGCACAGAGUAAAGGGAUGCCUGAAGGGCUCAGGGUCACAAGCUCAUGCCAGUAUCUCUUUCCAAUCCCUAGGGACGCUAGUAGCCGAGGCCUUCAAACACACUCCAGGAAUCUACGUGGUCAGCUUGAAUGUGUACCUGAAGACCAAUGUCUUCCUCUUCCUCUGGGGACCUGCAUUCACCUUUUACCUGCUUCUCAGACUGCUUGGUAUUGCCCUGUUGUGGUCUGUGUCCAUCACCAAAAAGUGUUGUGCCAACUCAGACUGGAUCCACAUUGACAGCAUGCCUUUUGCUGGACUUGUGAGAAACCUCCGGGUCCUAUUUGGCUUGGGUUUCUCCAUCAACUCAGAAAUGUUCCUUCUGAGCUGCCAGGGAAAAAAUGGCGCCAAGCUGAGCCUCCACUUGCUCUGUGCUCUGACAUCACUGACCACAAUGCAACUUUAUUGCUUCAUCAAGAUCCCAACUCACAUGGAACCUUUAUUUUACCUGUUGUCUUUCUGUAAAAGUACAUCCAUUCCACUCACCGUGGUGGCUCUAAUUCCCUAUUGUGUACACAUGUUAAUGAGACCCAGUGAGAGGAGGAUUAAAUAGAGCUUCAGUGCCCUGUGGUCCCAGGAUUACUACUUUCUGCAUUCCUCAAUUCCUGCUCCACCCACAGAAAUAAGUUUAGCCUACUUUCCAAGUGGCAUUUAAAAAUAACAGUAUUUAACCAGAAAUAGUCAUGUCCAUGUUUUCUUGACAAACCUGACAAUAUGGCAACAAAGAGUUGGUGUAGACCAUGUAAAGACAGUUGACAGGGGCUGGAUGCUGACCCUUCCAGUCAGCAGAAGGACUCCUUUUAGUCAUAGUAUUUUGUUCUCAACAAAACCCCCAGGGUCUGAAGCUUCCUAUCAAUUUUAAGCCUGGCUUCUUCUGGCUCUUGUGGGAAGUGUCCACAGUCAAAACCCAUCUUCACUAGAGCAUCCCCAUGUUUUCCUUGUAGGAGUCAAGUCUUUCAAAAUUCUCAAGUAUCAAAUGAGGAAAUAGAGGUUUGUUCAGAUCAAGUAACUUGGCUGUAAUAACGCUGGAGUUAUUAACCAGAGUUGGAACCCAAGGUUUCUGAUACAUACCUCUAUAACAAUGCUUCCUUCCUUCCUUCCUUCCUUCCUUCCUUCCUUCCUUCCUUUCUUUCUUUCUUUCUCUAUUUCUUUCUUUCAGGAAUUAAAAAAAGCAUACAAGCAAAUGCAUGUAUUUAAAGUCUAUGAUUGCCAUCUAAGACACUUUUUUUUUUCAGAAAUAGCAUUGAAAUGCCAUAUUCUCUCAUUGACUUACUCCCAGAGAACAAUGUCUUUUCCAGGCCAGCAAUGGCUGUAUAUGUUUCAAUAAACCCUGCUGAAAACAACCCACUGGAUUUCUAUCACCAGAAAAGCCUCAUCUCUUCACUGGGGCAUCCCCAUGUUUCACUUUUAAGAGUCAAGUCUUUCAAAAAUGAGGAUAAUCAAAAUUCUUCUACCUCAGGAAAACUGUUAAAUACUUGUGCGCUGCUUUGUUGGACUAAUCUCUGUGCAUUACUUCAGAAAAUUAUUAUUUAUGGGCUACUAAUAUACACCAACUUCUCAGUGGGAUUUUUUUUCUUCCUUGUUGAAAUUCUUGACUCGUUUGAUAACUAUGUCUUUCUGAUCAAGUUCAAAGAUCGUGAGUCCAAUGCUGCUGUUUGUUGAUGGCCUCUGGUCUACGGCAGUGCCAAAUGCAACUCCUCUCAAGAAUAUUAUUGAUGAAUUAGUUACUUUAAGUGAUGAUCUAUUAAAGAGGUCAUCAAUAUGUAUGAAAACAUACCAGUUGAAGGGAAGGCUAUUUGAUAAUAGUCAUGGAAAAUAACUUCUCUAACAGCUAAUUAUUGGCAGCUUUCUAAGUGUAAUUUUAGUAAAUUAACUGUUGCUUUUACAAGACACUUUAACUA